GGUUCUGAUGUUAAUCUCCCUUUGCAAGCACUUUCCUCAAUAAACUCCUCAGUCCGCUCUGCCAACACGCUCUGGUUCCACAGGGAAUGCCGGUGACGUCUUUGGCUCUGCAUCUAUUGCCUCUCUUUGGAACGGAAACGUGACCGCCCUUUGAGGACUGAGACGAGCCGACGGUAUAAAACCAGAAACUUUCAGGCUGUUGACAGUCAGACUUGUACCCAGAGAGGUUUGGGUAGGAGUAACUCAGCUCGCCCUGCAUCGGACAGAGGGCAGAACUCAAACGACCCCGCAAAAGAGACCAGCUAGAAGAGAGGCGAAGAUAUAUCGACAGGUCUUCCUCAGUCACACAGGCGACUCCUUCAGCACCAAGGACAGCGAUCGACGCCAGCACAGAGCGCGUUCCUUUUGGACCCUUCGAAAUGGUGAUCAGAUUCGAUUCCCAGUCGGUGACGCUUUUCGCGCUCCUCAGCGUCCUCUGCUCCCGGGGAUCGGCCUUCCCGGCGCUGGGCAGUUACUCCGAUCUAAGACUGGGAGAUGCCGUUGGGUUUGAUGAGCAGGGCAAAACGGACCGCUCACAUUUACCGUUGAAAACCGACGACGACAUUGACCAAAGCCCCUUGUUCGACAGUGAAAAUCUCUACCGCAGGUCCGAAACCUUCCCGAGAGUAACGCGACACUCUGAUGGUCUUUUCACCAGCGAAUACAGCAAAGCGCUGGGCAAGAUAGCCGCCAGAAAGUACCUGGAAUCACUGAGGGGCCAUGGGUCGAACCCAGACACCGUCUCAGACACUGCGUCGCUUGGUGAGAACUAAGCUGUGGUCGAUGGCCUUUUGAAUCACCUUCCAACUUUUAACCCCUAAAGAACAUUCGAUUACCUACCGAACUGAAAACUACACACAGCCUUUUUUGACUACUAACCUAGAGUGAAAGCCUAUCAGUGUCAAGUUCCAAACCAACGUGUUGUGCAGUGAAUGUUUUGUUGACCCAUUUAGUUCUUCAUAAAUGAAAGUCAAUAUUUACACACACUGUAAAUAACAGCUCUGUUUUUUUCUCAA
Molecule: messenger RNA, 1055 nt
Organism: Pristis pectinata (smalltooth sawfish)
Lineage: Eukaryota; Metazoa; Chordata; Chondrichthyes; Rhinopristiformes; Pristidae
Product: VIP peptides-like
Exons: 6
Coding region: 420-812 (130 amino acids)
Biological process (GO): adenylate cyclase-activating G protein-coupled receptor signaling pathway; positive regulation of penile erection; epinephrine secretion
Cellular component (GO): perikaryon; neuron projection; extracellular region
Molecular function (GO): neuropeptide hormone activity; peptide hormone receptor binding
Source: RefSeq, a predicted model, not a curated record